AAAACUCGUGGUUCUCACCUGGAGACCAUAUACAUGAACGACGCUUCGCGGGACCAGAAUCCGCUCGCUAGCUAUCCUGAGGCGAACUUGUCAAGGCUUCGGGAGAUCGCUCAAAAGUACGAUCCUGGGCGCGUAUUUCAAGUCUUGCAGAAUGACGGUUUUCUCUUGUCGAAAGCGUAG
Messenger RNA from Westerdykella ornata, 180 nucleotides. RefSeq lists its product as uncharacterized. The record is from RefSeq and is a predicted model, not a curated record. Gene Ontology annotation, molecular function: oxidoreductase activity; flavin adenine dinucleotide binding. Lineage: Eukaryota; Fungi; Ascomycota; Dothideomycetes; Pleosporales; Sporormiaceae. The transcript has a single exon. The annotation marks the transcript as partial.